AUGAUGUCAGAACACGAGGUUGUUUGCAUCUGGUGCGUGAUUGGUCAAGGUGAACACGGGAUCUGCCAUACUAUAUCGGACUGUGACGUCACCCGAUCUGAUCUGAAAUCGAUCUCGAUCUCUAGAUCGAAUGACGUUGGAUUCCUUUUAAUAACCCAUUUUCCUAUUAUCCUCAGUAAUGAAGAACCUGUUUCUCUGCUGCUAUCGAUCAAUCCCGCACCUAUUUCCUCCCAGCCAAUUGUGAGCCCAGCUCGUACGCAACUUAUCAACUAUGCCACCGAAGAGAAAGGCGACCGAACCGGCAGCUGGACAGCCCAGUGUUCGCACGCCAGUAAAAAGGGCUGUCCCGACUUGCACCAACAGCACCUAAAUGCGGAGCAAACCGAGGAUUUCGGCAUAGUCCUACACCAAUUCUAUCCGCCGGAGAUGAGCAACGACCGUUGCCAAGCAUAUACCGAUGGCGAGCUGGAACGCCCAAUUGAAACACUACAGAAAGCUUUCAGGGAGACUGCCCACAAGCGACAGUCGAUCAACGUAGGCAGUGCUGUGGUACAUUGGUUCAAGGGCGAUCUCUGGCUUCAUGACGGUAGGGCGCUGUACGCGGCCUACCAAUUUGCGAAAGAGCACCAGGUCCCGUUAAUUGGUCUUUACAUCGUCUCUCCCGAAGACUAG
Messenger RNA from Penicillium egyptiacum, 672 nucleotides. The record is from the annotation of a GenBank genome assembly. NCBI's taxonomy places the organism in Eukaryota, Fungi, Ascomycota, Eurotiomycetes, Eurotiales, Aspergillaceae.